AUGGUGGUUAUGGUGGUCGUUGUGGCGGUGGCAGCGGUGGCGGCGAUGGUGAUGGUGGUUGUGGUGGUAGUGCUGGCAGUGGCGGUGGCAAUGAUGGCGGCGAUAACAGUGGUCGUGGUUGUUGUGGGGGUUGUGGUGGUAGCUGUGGGGGGCGACGGUGGUGCCGGCGGGGUUGGUGGUGGUUGUGGUGGUGGUGGUAGUGGUGGUGGUUGUGGUGGUUUUGGGGGUUGUGCUGGUGGUAGUAGUGGUGGAGGUGGUGGUGGUGGUUGCAGCGGUGACGGUGGUGGUGGUGGGGGUGGUGAAAGUGGUGGUGGAGGAGGUGGUGGUGGAUGUGGUGGUGGUGGUGGUGGUAGCGGUGGGGGUGGUGGUGGUCGCAGUUGUUGUUGUGGUGGUGGUGGUGGUGGCAGCAACAACGAUGAUGGAUGUGGUGGUAGUGGUGGUUGUGGUGGUGGUGGUGGUGGUGGCGGCGGCGGUUGUGGUGGUGGUGGUGGUUGUGGUGGUGGAGGUGGUAGAGGUGGUGGUGGUGGUGGUGGUAGUUGUGGUAGUUGUGGUGAUGGCGGUGGUUGUCGUAGUGGUGGUUACGGCAGUGGCAUCGACGAUGGUGGUGGUGGUGGUGGUGGUAGAAGUUGUGGUGGAGGUUGCGGUGGUGGUGGUGGUUGUUGCGGUGGAGGUGUCGGGGGUAGUGGUGGCAUCGGAGGAGGUGGCAGUGGUGGUGGUGAUGGUGGCAGUGGCUGUGGUGGUGGUGGAUGUGGUGGUGGAUGUGGCGGUGGUGGUAGUGGUGGCAGUGGUAGUGGUGGUGCGGGGGUGGCGGCGACGUUGUUUGUUGUUGGGGUUGCGGCAGCGGUGGCGGUGAUGGUUGUGGUGGUGGCAGCGCUGGCGACGACGGUGGUGGUGGUUGUGGUGGUAGUGCUGGCAGUGGCGGUGGCAGCGAUGGCAGCGAUAACAGUGGUGGUGGUUGUUGUGGGGGUUUUGGUGUUAGCCGCGGCGGGGGUGGUUGUGCUGAUGAGGUGGUGGUGGUGGUGUGGUAGCGGUGGGAGUGGUGGUGGUCGCAGUGGUAGUGGCGGUGCGGCGAUAGCGGCGACGGUGGUUGUGGUUGGGGUUGCGACAGCGGCGGCGAUGGUGGUGGCGGCGACGACGGUUGUGGUGGUUGUGGUGGUGGUGGUGGCGGUGGCAGCAAUGGUGGUGGGGAUGGUGCUGGUGCUGGUUGUGGUGGGAGUGGCGGUGGAGGCGGCGACGGUGGAGGCGACGAUGGUGGUGCUGGUGGUGACAUCGGUUGUGGCACUGACGACGGUGAAGCUUCUGGUGGCAGUGGUAUUGGCGAUGGCGGCGACAGUGGUCGCAGUGGCGGUGGAGGCGGUGACGGCAAUAGUGGUGCUGGGUGGUAGUUGUGGUGGUGGUGGCAGUGGGGUUGGCGACGGUGCUGGUGGUGGUAGUGGCAGUGGUAGUCGCGAUGGCGUCGGUGGCGGGGAUGGUGGUAGUAGUGGUGGUUGUGGUUGUGGUAGCGGCGACGAUGGUAGCGGCAGCGGCGGCGGUAGUGGUGGUGGUGAUUGUGCGGCGGUGACGGUGGUGGUGGUGGUGGAGACGGUCACAGUGGCGGUGGUGGUUGUGGCAGUGGUUGUUGCGGCGGUGGCAGUGACAGUCUGUUGA
Molecule: messenger RNA, 1647 nt
Organism: Vigna radiata var. radiata (mung bean)
Lineage: Eukaryota; Viridiplantae; Streptophyta; Magnoliopsida; Fabales; Fabaceae
Exons: 8
Coding region: 1-1647 (548 amino acids)
Source: RefSeq, a predicted model, not a curated record